This is a messenger RNA of Cryptococcus wingfieldii CBS 7118, 1509 nucleotides long. RefSeq names its product UTP-glucose-1-phosphate uridylyltransferase. Gene Ontology annotation, biological process: UDP-alpha-D-glucose metabolic process; glycogen metabolic process. Gene Ontology annotation, molecular function: UTP:glucose-1-phosphate uridylyltransferase activity. NCBI's taxonomy places the organism in Eukaryota, Fungi, Basidiomycota, Tremellomycetes, Tremellales, Cryptococcaceae. Bases 1 to 1509 code for a protein of 502 amino acids. The transcript is spliced from 9 exons. The record is from RefSeq and is a predicted model, not a curated record. Gene Ontology annotation, cellular component: cytoplasm.
AUGGCUACUCUCGAACCCAAACAGGACCAGGCCUCUGCCCGUCAGAGGGGUCACUCCGCUGUUGACUUCAAAUCCGCUACCACUGGUAUCGCUGCGAAGACCAUGCGAAACGAGCUCAACAGAAUGGUCGCCAACGUGCAGGACCCCACCAAGAAGAAGAUCUUUGAGGCUGAGAUGCAGUCCUUCUUCAUCCUCUUCAACCGAUUCCUCACCGAGCGUGCCAAGGGCGAGAAGCUUGACUGGGAAAAGAUCAACCCCCCCAAGCCUGAGCAGGUCCGACCUUACAAGGAGCUCGACGGUGUCGACCCCUCCAUCCUUGACAAGCUUGCCGUGCUCAAGCUCAACGGUGGUCUCGGUACCACCAUGGGCUGUGUUGGUCCCAAGUCCAUCAUCGAGGUCAGGGAGGGCAUGACCUUCUUGGACUUGUCGGUUCGCCAAAUCGAGCACUUGAACGAGAAGUACAACGUCAACGUUCCCUUCAUUCUCAUGAACUCUUUCAACACUGAUGAGGACACUGCCCGAAUCAUCCAAAAGUACCAGAACCACAACAUCAACAUUCUCACCUUCAACCAGUCUCGAUACCCCCGAGUUGACAAGGAGUCUCUCCUUCCCUGCCCCCAGGAGUCUGAAAGCGAAAAGACCAACUGGUACCCCCCUGGACACGGUGACAUCUUUGAUGCUUUGACCAACUCUGGUCUCCUCGACAAGCUCAUCGCUGCCGGCAAGGAGUACAUCUUCAUCUCCAACGUCGACAACCUCGGUGCCGUCGUCGACCUUAACAUCAUGCAGACCAUGAUUGACGCUCAGGCCGAGUACGUCAUGGAGGUCACCGACAAGACCAAGGCCGAUGUCAAGGGUGGUACCAUCAUCGACUACGACGGUAAGGCUAGGUUGCUCGAGGUUGCCCAGGUCCCCAAGGACCACCUCGACGAGUUCUGCUCUACCCGAAAGUUCAAGAUCUUCAACACCAACAACAUCUGGGCCAACUUGAAGUCUAUCAAGAGGGUUAUGGAUGAGGACGCGCUCAGCCUCGAGAUCAUUGUCAACAAUAAGGUCACUGACAAGGGUCAGGCCGUCAUUCAGCUUGAGACCGCCAUCGGUGCCGCUAUCAAGCACUUUGACUCUGCUAUCGGUAUCAACGUCCCCCGAUCACGAUUCUUGCCCGUCAAGUCCUGCUCCGACUUGCUUCUCAUCAAGUCCAAGCUCUACAACCUCGAGCACGGUGUCCUGACCAUGGACAAGUCUCGAGAGUUUGGUGGAACUCCCGUUGUCAAACUCGGUGACGAGUUCAAGAAGGUCGCCAACUUUGAGAAGCGAUUCAAGUCUAUCCCCAACAUUACCGAGCUCGACCACCUUACCGUUUCCGGUGACGUGUCUUUCGGCAAGGGUGUGCGACUUGCGGGAACCUGUAUCAUCGUUGCUACCGAGGGUAACAAGAUUGUGAUUCCCGACGGUACCAACCUUGAGAACAAGUUGAUCACCGGUAACCUUUCCAUCAUUGACCAUUAG